Molecule: messenger RNA, 6912 nt
Organism: Peromyscus maniculatus bairdii (prairie deer mouse)
Lineage: Eukaryota; Metazoa; Chordata; Mammalia; Rodentia; Cricetidae
Gene: Shroom4
Product: shroom family member 4
Biological process (GO): actin filament organization
Cellular component (GO): apical junction complex; adherens junction; cortical actin cytoskeleton
Molecular function (GO): actin filament binding
Source: RefSeq, a predicted model, not a curated record
CGAUGGUGGCGGAGCUGCUGGGGGCGGAGGCUCCGUAGCCCCCGCGGAAAAGGAGCCCGGCGGCGCCUGCCCAGCCGAGCCGAGGAUGGAGAGCCGGCCGGGGUCCUUCCAGUACGUCCCGGUGCAGCUGCAAGGGGGGGCGCCCUGGGGCUUCACCCUGAAGGGGGGCUUGGAGCACUGCGAGCCGCUCACGGUGUCGAAGAUUGAAGAUGGAGGCAAGGCAGCCUUGUCCCAGAAGAUGAGAACUGGCGAUGAGCUGGUGAAUAUCAAUGGCACUCCGUUGUAUGGCUCCCGCCAAGAAGCCCUCAUCCUUAUCAAAGGCUCCUUCAGGAUCCUCAAGCUGAUUGUCAGGAGGAGAAACAUCCCUGUCAGUAGACCGCACUCAUGGCAUGUGGCCAAGCUAUUGGAGGGGUGCCCUGAAGCGGCCACCAACAUGCAUUUCCCUUCUGAAGCUUUCAGCUUGUCUUGGCAUUCUGGUUGCAACACAAGUGACGUGUGUGUGCAGUGGUGUCCCCUCUCCCGGCACUGCAGUACUGAGAAAAGCAGCUCGAUUGGCAGCAUGGAGAGCCUGGAACAGCCAGGCCAAGCUACCUACGAGGGCCACCUCUUACCUAUUGACCAGAACAUGUACCCCAGCCAGCGUGACUCAGCCUACAGCUCCUUCUCAGCUAGCUCAAAUGCCUCAGACUGUGCCCUUUCCCUUAGACCAGAGGAACCACCCUCCACAGACUGUGUCAUGCCAGGCCCAGGGCCAACUAAAGCCACUGAUGGCCGACCUAAUGUAUCGGAGACCUCAGGAAGUAGCCACAGUACCAGUGGGGGCCAUGUGACCUCCACUUCCCAGGAAUCGUCCUGCCCAGAGGAGAGCCAGCACUCAGGACCUGCCAAGAUGGUUCAAGGUCCGCCAGAGCCUCCAGUGAGGCGGGACAGCCUUCAGGCCUCCAGAGCCCAAAUCCUCAAUGGAGAGCAGCGCCGUGCAUCUGAACCUGUGGACUCCUUGCAACAGAAGGAGAAACAAGGCUUAGAGACAGUGCUGCCUACCAGGAGCCCUAACCAGUUCUGCUGCAUUAGUGGGCAAGACCAAGUGACAGGUGAGGGCCACCAGAACUGUGAGCUCAGCCAGCCUUCUGAAUCCAGUCAGGAGGACUCUGAGCAUCUACUGAGAGAUGGCUCCUCCAAAGCUCUUGAUUCCCCAAAAACCUAUGACAAGGGUCCCAGCAGAGAGUUCAGCCUGCUCAAGGAGGCUCCAGCAGAUUUGGCUGGCACUGUGCCCUUUGGUGCCAUUCCACACCUCCGAGGAACCACAGAGCAUCGCCAUAGUGCUCCUGAACAGCUCUUGGCGUCCCACCUGCAGCAGGUGCGCCUUGAUUCCAGAGGCAGCAAGGGGAUGGAGUUGCCAGCUGGGCAGGAUGGGCACCAGUGGACUGUGUCCCCUUUGCAUAACAACCCUAAGGGUAAGAAAAGUCCCGUGGGAGACCCUCAGGAGCAGCCUGGCAAAGAAAGGAAGACCAGGCCCAUAGAUGAAAAGCUGAUGGGUUCAGUACACCAGAGCCAAAGUGGUGCCCCACUUGGAGAGGUUGAUGGACACCCACCAGAACGAACUUACUCAGACCCAAACAGAGCAAGCAGAACAGGCAGUGACUUGGCUAGCCAGCAGCCCUCUGCCGCUUGCUCCUCUAUUCAACAAGCCAGAGAGUUCUUUUCAACGUCUAAAGUUACUGGUCACAUGGAAGCAACUGAAGAAGGUGACAGUGAGCCCAAAGAAUGUGGCCAAUUGGGUGGUAGAAGAAGUGGAGGCCCCCGGGGCCGCUCCAUCCAAAACCGGCGCAAGAGUGAGAGGUUUGCUACCAAUCUUCGCAAUGAAAUUCAGAGGAGGAAAGCCCAGCUCCAGAAAAGUAAGGGACCAUUGUCACAAUUGUGUGACACGAAGGAGCCAGUGCAAGAGACACAAGAGUCUCCAGAAAGCCCUCCACCUUCUGCUUCUAACUCUGCUCUUCCGUCUUCAUACAAAAAAGUCCCUAGCCCGGGAGACAAGCCCUUCAACAAAAGCAUGAUUCUCAGGGCUAGGUCUUCAGAAUGCCUCAGCCAAGCCUCUGAGAGCUCCAAAGCUAGGGUAGGCUUAGAGGGAAGGAUAAGCCCUGGCCAGAGGUCUGGCCAGUCUUCUUUGGGCCUGAACACCUGGUGGAAGGCAUCUGAUUCAUCCUCUUUAGACACUGACAAAGCAAAUGCUCCCCAGGGGGGCUGUGGAGGUCAAUGGAGAUGGUCGCCUGAAUAUAGGCCACAGCCACUAUCCACAGACGGUCCUUCCAGCCCAGAUGACAACAAGGAAUUGAAGCCAUCUGCUGCUCAAGCUGGGGAGGAAGCCAUCCUCUUGCCAUUUGAAGACAGAAGAAAGUUCUUUGAAGAGAGCAGUAAAUCUUUGUCUACAUCUCAUUUGCCAGGCUUAACCACUCAUAGCAAUAAGCCUUUUCCCCAAAGACUUAAACCUAUAGACCAGAACUUCCAGUCAGUGAGCUAUAGAGAAUUGAGAUGCCAUCCCCUGGACCAAUCGUAUCAUUCCACAGAGCAGCCAUACCAUGCUGCAGACCAGUCAUAUCAUUCCAUGUCACCACUUCAGUCAGAAACUCCCACUUACCCAGAAUGCUUUGCUAACAAAGGCCUAGAAAAUUCCCUGUGCUGUAAGCCCCUGCAUUGUGGGGAUUUUGAUUACCACAGGACCUGUUCCUAUUCCUGCAAUGUUCAGGGAACUGUAAUGCAUGAUCCUUGCAUUUAUUGUUCUGGAGAAAUCUGCCCUGCAUUGCUAAAGAGAAAUUUGUUGCCAAACUGCCUCAACUGCAGGUGCCACCACCACCAAUGCAUUCGGUGUACAGCUUGCUAUCAUAAUCCUCAGCAUAGUGCCCUUGAGGACAGCAGCCUGGCACCCAGCAAUGCUUGGAAAUCCAGGAAGGCAGCAGCAAUACAGGAAUUUCCUGGGGACAAGUGGAAGGCUAUAACAGGCAACAGGAAAACUAGCCAUUCGGGGAGGGAAAUGGCUCAUUCUAAGGCCAGCUUUUCAUGGUCUACUCCCUUCCAUCCUUGCCUUGAGAACCCAGCACUGGACUUGUCAAACUACCGAGCAAUCUCUUCUCUUGACCUUCUUGGAGACUUCAAACUUGCCUUGAACAAAGCAGAGGAGUCUUCAGUUUAUGAAGAUGGGAGUUCUGUUGCCUCCAUGCCCCGCCCACUGCGAAGCCGAGCCUUCUCAGAGAGUCACAUCAGCUUAGAGCCUCAAACCACCCAGGCCUGGGGGAAGCCUCAGAGGGAACCAUUUACUAAAAGCAAUGAGACUCAGCCAGAGCUCCUUGGGGCCCGAAAGAAGGCUUUUCCUCCCCCUCGUCCUCCUCCUCCCAACUGGGAAAAAUAUAGGCUCUUCCGUGCAGCCCAGCAGCAGCAACAGCAGCAGCAGCAGCAGCAGCAGCAGAUGCAGCAGCUGCAGCUGCAACAGCAGAAGCAGAAGCAACAGCAGCAACAGAGGUGUGAUGAAGAAGAAGAGGAAGUAGAGGAGGAGAAGGAGCAAGAGCGGGAGGAGGAGGGAGAAAAAGAGGAAGACCUACCACCCCAGUAUUUUAGUUCAGAAACCACUGGUUCCCGUGCCCCUAAUCCAGAUGAGGGCUUGGAGCAGCCACAGCCCCUGAAGAUGGGCCACCUGGAGGCCUCAAGGCAGGGUCCACAGCAUCUCCUAGAGCAAGAGACCUUUGCUCUGCAUCCCAGUGGUUUUGUGCCCCCAGUAAGGGGCCACAUUGGAGCCCAGCCUGAGAAAGCUCAACCUCCUUGCUAUUAUGGCGCUCAUGGACUGUGGAGGACAACUGAGCAGGAAGCUACUGUGACCCCAAAACAAGAGUUUCAGCACUUCUCACCUCCUCCGGGGGCCCCAGGAGUCCCUACCUCUUACUCAGCCUAUUAUAAUAUCUCUGUGGCCAAAGCAGAACUGCUGAAUAAGUUAAAAGAGCAGCCUGAGAUGGCAGAGGCCGGCCUGGGAGAGGAGGGAGUUGACUAUGAACUGGCUCAAAAAAAGAUUCAGCUCAUUGAAAGCAUUGGUCGGAAACUUUCUGUCCUGAGGGAGGCCCAGCGAGGGCUCCAGGAUGACAUCAAUGCCAAUGCUGCCCUUGGAGAGGAGGUAGAGGCCAACUUAAAAGCAGUCUGCAAAUCCAAUGAGUUGGAAAAAUAUCAUUUGUUUAUUGGAGACCUGGACAAAGUGGUCAACCUGUUGCUGUCACUCUCUGGACGACUGGCCCGGGUAGAGAAUGCUCUCAACAGCAUCGAUUCAGAGACCAACCAGGAGAAGGUGGUGCUGAUGGAGAAGAAGAAGCAGCUGACAAACCAGUUGGCAGAUGCCAAGGAGCUGAAGGAGCACGUGGACCACAGGGAGAAGCUGGUGUUUGGCCUGGUCUCCCGAUACCUGCCUCAGGACCAGCUCCAAGAUUACCAGCACUUUGUGAAGAUGAAAUCUGCUCUCAUCAUUGAACAGAGAGAGCUGGAUGAGAAGAUUAAACUUGGGGAAGAGCAGCUGAAAUGCCUCAAAGAGAGCCUGCACUUGGGGCCCAACAAUUUCUAAUUCUACUGGUGCCACUGCACCCCUGCCUAUCCCCAAUGGAAAGUGCUUUCAAUCUUCAGUAGCAGUUUGCUAGCUGACUAUAUAGAAAUUACUUAGCAGAUGGUUGCAGCCAUCUACCUUGGCCAGCCAUCGAGGAGAGCCUGGGAAGGCCUUAAGCUUCUGCCUUGCAGAGCUGAAGCAAGGUCUGGUUGUACUGCCAUGUGCUCGUUCCCAGUGAGUGGGAACCCAUAGAACCAAUGAAGUGCCUUCAUCUCUGUACUAGGACACCAAAGACACCACAAAGUCAAUGUUCCCCCUUGCCACACUACCCUCGUGAUGUUCGGAGCGAAACUGCCAGUGCAGUUUCCCUCUGCCCUCAGGCUAGUGGCCUAGCUUAGCCAUUGUCCAGGCAGAUUUGCUUGACUUGAAUGCAUUCACCUAACACCAGCGUCAGGCCCUCCCCCAAACUUCGCAGCAGGAGACAGAAGAGGAGAUUGCAUAGAAGGAGAGCAAAUGUUGGGUAUACCCCCGUACUCAUCCUCCCCUCCAGUAAAACCCCAGCUUAAACAAAGUGGUUCCAUGUCUACCCUCCCCGACAGCAAGCUGACAGUGUUUUACUAUGGCCUUCCUGCCAUAACAUGAUGGACCUACUACUUUAAUUGUAUCUUGCCCGGAUAUCACUAGGAGUCACAUGCCAGGGCUUCACUCUUUGAGCCUCUAAUAUCUCUUUUGCAGCUGACUUCAGGAUAUAGCUUUAUUAUUGGGGGAGAGGAUUCUUAUUAUAUUUCAAAUGGUCUUUGAUUUUAUUUAAUUUUAUGUUUUUUUUUCUUUGUUAACUAAUGAGGCAAGAAGAAAUAAGUUAGGGAGGGGGGUGUUAGCCAGAAGGAAAACAUUUUGUGUAGACAGCCUGAGUCCACUGUGGCUAAGUAAGGAAGUGCCGAGGCAGUGAAUUCUUCCUGCCAUAGCUUCAAGGACCUAAGAAAGCUCUCCCCCUUGAACCCAGAGCCCCCCUGCCAUAGCCCCCCUGCCAUAGCUUACCUAUGUGCUUCCUUGAGGUCUAGAUGGCCGUAACAUUCCUGAGUACAGUUCACUCUUUUCUCACUGCGUUUUGAAACUAGAAAUUUUAGGAUGCAGGAAUGAAUGAAGGAGAAUGUGGAAGGCACUCUUCUAACAACUGCUUUCUCAGUGGCUAGCCUCAAGGAAACAAAACUAGAAGAGUACUUUCAGCCAGGGCCAGGCUCCAGUGAAAAUUAUGAUCCAUCCAGGAUCUAGACAGACAGUAUCCCUCCUUAUCCUCUUGGCCUAUGUACUAAAGCAUCCCCCUCAGGUGGAUGCCUGAGAUCUCGAAUAGUUCCAAACCCUGUAUAUACCACAGUUGUUAAUCUCAUCACUGAGGGGACUAAUAAGCGACUAAAAAGAGGUAGCCUAUAUAGCAUGGAUACACUGGAUAGAUAGAUGAUUCAUAAUCCAUGUGGAAUGGAGCAAAGUUUUAUCACACUACUCAGAAUGGCACAUAAUUUACAACUUAUCAGUUGUUUAUGAUAUUACAUUUAGUAUUUUCAAACCAUGUUUGAUCAUGAGAACUGAAACUAUGAAAAGUAAAACCACAGAUUAAUGUACAAAGCACUAAAGCUGUUGCUUUUGCCAAGACUUUACAUUUGUAGCCAGCUUCUGUCCUGGAACAGCAUUUGGGAGGGCAAUAGCAAGAGGGGAAUCACCACCAAACUACCCUUUUAUCUAGCUCAAUCUUAUGUUCCUUACUAACUGGGUGCAGUCCUUGAUGUUGUCCCCCAUAAAUACAGCAGAAGUCCAAGACAACCAAGCCCUGGCAUCACCACAUGUUACUGCUGAGUUCCUCAGGGUCCUUGGAGGUUCAUUGUAACUACAGUGUUUCCUCAUCCAACCAAAGAAUUUGCCAAGGAACUGCACUGCUGCUCCAGAUACUGGUCACUGUCUUCCAUUUUCUCCACAUUGUGUCUGACAGCUUUCGGAGACUCUUGGCCAGCAGGGUAUUCUAAAGCGGUGGCAACCUUGUCUGUGGCUCUCUGGGUAUGUUUUAAUAGUACUGCUGCCCCCACAAGAACCACUGUUACCAUAUCAGUACUGCCAUUCUCCCCUCAAGUGGAAGAUUACAAAUUAUUUUAAACAUAACCCUGAAGUCUAUACUGAGCAGCAAAGCUCUGUAGCCCCUAUUAUAUGCUGUGUUGUGCAGUGCUGUGCUGUGCAGUGCUGUGCUGUGCUGUGCAGUGCGAUGAUGUGCAGUGCUGUGAAGAGCUAUGCUGUGCUAUGAAGUGCUGUGCAGUGCCGUGGUGUGCAGUGCUGUGCAGUGCCGUGGUGUG